This is a messenger RNA of Lathyrus sativus (Indian pea), 636 nucleotides long. Lineage: Eukaryota; Viridiplantae; Streptophyta; Magnoliopsida; Fabales; Fabaceae. The record is from the annotation of a GenBank genome assembly.
AUGAAUCUCAAGCCCGUUAUUUUCUUGUGCCUCCUCUACGCACUACUUCUCAUCACUUCUGAAGCAACUAAACCGUCGAAAGAUGAAAAACAAGCAGAUGAAACAGAUGUUUCCAAAACAAAGGUUGGGAUAGACGGCUGGGAAGGAAGACCUCUCAGAGGACCUGGAGGCGGUCCAGGCGGAGGAGGUCCAGGUGGAGGGGGAGCAGGAGGAGGAGGUCCAGGUGGAGGGGGAGCAGGAGGAGGAGGUCCAGGUGGAGGGGGAGCAGGUGGCGGUCCAGGUGGAGGGGGACCAGGUGGUGGUCGUGGAGGCCGCGGGCCUAACGGAGGACCGGGUGGCGACGGGCCAGGCAGAGGUCCAGGCGGAGGAGGUCCCGGCGGUGGAGGGCCAGGCAGAGGAGGUCCCGGCGGUGGAGGGCCAGGCAGAGGAGGUCCAGGUGGAGGAGGGCCAGGCAGAGGUCCAGGCGGCCCUGGCGGUGGUGGAGCGGAAAAAACUGGAGAACCCAAAACCAAGGUUGGUGGAAGUGGACACGGUGGGGGAGGAUCACAUGGGGCAGGAAGUGGACACGGUGGAGGAGGAUCACAUGGUGGUGGAAGUGGAGGAGGCAAAAAAGGAGGGCGUGUGGGAAGUCCAUGA